Messenger RNA from Alligator mississippiensis (American alligator), 978 nucleotides. Its product is annotated as olfactory receptor 6B1. Gene Ontology annotation, molecular function: olfactory receptor activity; G protein-coupled receptor activity. The record is from RefSeq and is a predicted model, not a curated record. The transcript has a single exon. NCBI's taxonomy places the organism in Eukaryota, Metazoa, Chordata, Crocodylia, Alligatoridae. Bases 1 to 978 code for a protein of 325 amino acids. Gene Ontology annotation, cellular component: membrane. Gene Ontology annotation, biological process: G protein-coupled receptor signaling pathway.
AUGCACUGGGAUAACCAGACACAUGUGACUGAAUUCAUUCUAGUGGGUUUCCCCGGCAUCUUGGAACUGCAGGUCCUUCUUUUCCUGAUGUUCCUGCUAGUCUACGUGCUGACAGUGACAGAAAAUGCCAUGAUCGUUGUGCUGGUCUGGACCAACAACCAGCUCCAGAAACCCAUGUAUGUCUUCUUGGGCAACCUCUCCUUCCUGGAGAUCUGGUAUGUCUCAGUCACAGUGCCCAAGAUGCUUCUGAGCUUUGUGACACAGAGAAGGAUCAUCUCCUUCACGGGAUGCAUGGCCCAGCUCUACUUCUUCCUGGCAUUGGCCUGCACCGAAUGUGUGCUCCUGGCUGCCAUGGCCUAUGACCGCUAUGUGGCCAUUUGCAACCCACUGCGCUAUCCAGUGAUCAUGAGGUGCAGUUCCUGUGUCCGCCUGGCAGCUGGGUCCUGGCUGAGCGGUUUCUUCAUCUCCAUGUGGAAAGUGUUCUUCAUCUCGCGCCUAACCUACUGUGGACCCAACAUCAUCAACCACUUCUUCUGCGAUGUCUCACCACUGCUCAAUCUGGCCUGCACAGACAUGUCACUGGCAGAGCUCAUGGACUUCCUUCUGGCUUUGCUCAUCCUCCUUGUGCCACUUUGUAUCACUGUAGCUUCCUAUGUCUGCAUCAUCUCCACUGUACUGCGCAUCCCUUCAGCUAAUGGGCGUUACAAGGCCUUCUCCACGUGUGCCUCUCACCUACUGGUGGUCACCAUGUUCUAUGCUGCCUCCCUAUUCAUCUAUGCCAGGCCACGGGCCAUCAGUUCUUUUGACUCCAACAAGCUGGUGUCUGCUGUCUACACAGUUCUGACUCCUCUCAUUAACCCAGUCAUCUAUUGCCUGAGGAACAAGGAGUUCAAAGAUGCUCUGAGAAAAUCAGUGCACUGGAAAAGGUCUUCUCCUAGAUAUUUCAGCUGGAAUUGUUCAAUUAUUUCCAUUAUGUAA